Molecule: messenger RNA, 1365 nt
Organism: Phaeoacremonium minimum UCRPA7
Lineage: Eukaryota; Fungi; Ascomycota; Sordariomycetes; Togniniales; Togniniaceae
Product: putative gastric mucin-like protein
Exons: 3
Coding region: 1-1365 (454 amino acids)
Source: RefSeq, a predicted model, not a curated record
AUGACCUCUGGCAGCCGACCUUCAGUCAACCCGCAGCACCCGCAGCGCCCGCUCCUCGACAAAGGCGUCAAGCGAGAGUUCGUUUGGAAGGUUGGUGAGGAGCUUCAGGCACUUGGUACCAGGCCGGAUGGCUAUACCAGAAGCGUCCGAUUGGAGCUGAAAUAUCUCCUCUGGAGAGUGAUGGAAGACUUCACUCGACAGCCCCUGAUGCAUCAAACUGCCAACAAUCCCUUCAACAGCGCCCCUAUUCUGGCUGCUUGGCUCAUCCCCAAGCUCGAGAUGUGGCUCCACGCGCACAUGGAGUUCCGCUUCAUUCUCCUGCAGUACGAUGAGGAGCACUUGGGCACCGUGCUGGCACUUCGAGCUGCUAUUAGUGAGAACAUGUUCAAGAUUGCCGGUAUCAUCGACACUGGUGACUCCAUUCCCCCUGCUCCGCACUCCCCUCGCCCCAACCGAUCCGGUUCUUCUAGCCAGUCUUUGGAUGGCACACCAGCCCACACGGUGAUGGAGCCGUCCUGCUGCCGACCUCCGUCUUUCUCGCGGGUCAACUACCUCCUGACAUGCUCGGCCACCGAGGCGGAGCACGCCAUCUUCGUCUACUCGAUCUGGAAGCAUCUUAUUAGAGGCUCCCAGUACUACAUCCCGUUGCAGCCGCCUCUCCCAAGAAGCAGCAGCCAGAACCCCAUCCGGGCCUCGAGCCCUCCGCCGCCUCUGCCGUCUCAGGCGAGCAACAUCAUCGCGCAGUAUGCGGCUUCCUACUCCUCCUCGUCCUACUCGGCGUCUGUCCGUUCGUCUCUUCCCGCGGCGAGCCCCCCGGUGUCACCUAGCGUGCCGUACUAUCCUGGCACCAUGACGCCUGUGUCGCAAAACCCCGUAACUGGAGAGCCGGAGAUGAACCAGCCGCGCUCUGCUGCCAUGACACUGGCGGCAACGCAGUCUGGUUCGCAGCCAGAGCUCCCCAUGCUGAUUUUACCGCAGCAGCUGCUGAGACAGCAACGAGCUCGCUCGACUUCAACAGCACCCCAGUACGUCCAGCAGCAGCGACCCUCGUCUCCGACAGCUUCCGUCACCUCGCGGGUCUCAGCCGCCGAGACGGUCCGCACAUCGCGCACCGGACGGACCCUGCACUCCAUUGCUAAGGGCAGCAGCAGUGGCGGGCGCCGUGCCGGCGGCGGCGGCGGCGUGGUGGGCCGCGAGGACGUGCAGUCGAUCCUGACGGUCGACCUCGAGGACGACGGCGAGUUCGAGUCCGAGGAGCGGCGCCUCAUGCCCAUGUUCGACGAGGCGGAGGCCGGCGGCACCGGCAAGACGGUGCGGCCCAAGCCCAGCAGCAAGAAGGCACUCAAGAUGCUCGGCCUAGCCUAG